AUGGCUUCGAAGCGGAUCUUGAAGGAGCUGAAGGAUUUGCAGAAAGACCCUCCUACUUCUUGCAGUGCUGGACCCGUUGGUGAGGACAUGUUCCACUGGCAAGCAACAAUAAUGGGCCCACAAGAUAGUCCUUAUGCCGGAGGGGUGUUUUUAGUCACGAUUCAUUUCCCCCCUGAUUACCCGUUCAAACCUCCAAAGGUAGCUUUCAGGACUAAAGUUUUUCACCCCAACAUUAACAGCAAUGGUAGCAUUUGCCUUGACAUCUUGAAAGAGCAGUGGAGCCCGGCCUUAACAAUCUCCAAGGUGUUGCUCUCGAUUUGCUCACUGUUGACGGACCCGAACCCGGAUGAUCCAUUGGUGCCGGAAAUCGCACAUAUGUACAAGACGGACAGGGCAAAGUACGAGCAGACCGCGAGGAGCUGGACCCAAAAGUAUGCUAUGGGCUAG
Messenger RNA from Striga hermonthica, 447 nucleotides. NCBI's taxonomy places the organism in Eukaryota, Viridiplantae, Streptophyta, Magnoliopsida, Lamiales, Orobanchaceae. The record is from the annotation of a GenBank genome assembly.